Molecule: messenger RNA, 6019 nt
Organism: Coturnix japonica (Japanese quail)
Lineage: Eukaryota; Metazoa; Chordata; Aves; Galliformes; Phasianidae
Product: vitellogenin-1
Biological process (GO): cellular response to estrogen stimulus; response to estradiol; lipid transport
Molecular function (GO): lipid carrier activity
Source: RefSeq, a predicted model, not a curated record
GGAACUCGGCAUGUGCAACUCUACUUUAUCACCACAAUGAGGGGCUUAAUAUUAGCCCUGGUUUUAACCCUAGUGGGGUGCCAGCAUCUUAAUUACCAAACUGAUUUUGUUGAAAAUAAUGUUUAUACAUACAAACAUGAAAGCAUACUUCUCAGUGGAAUUCCAGAGAAAGGACUUGCAAAAGCUGGAAUAAGGAUAAGAAGUAGAGUGGAAAUUAGCGGUAUUGGAUCAAAACUUUGUCUUAUUAGGAUUCACUCAAUUGAGGCAGCAGAGUACAAUGGCAUCUGGCCUACAAGCUCAUUCUAUAGAUCACUCAAACUGACUCAGGCACUAACUGGACUACUUAGUAAUCCCAUCAAGUUUGAGUAUAGCAAUGGCCACAUUGGAAACCUUAUGGCUCCUGAUUCUGUCUCAGAUGAUGGCCUGAACAUCUACAGGGGGAUUCUCAGUAUGUUCGAGCUCAGUAUGAAGAAGAUGCAGCAUUCUUACAGUUUACAGGAGGCUGGGAUCGGAGGUAUUUGUAACACAACAUAUGCAGUUCAAGAAAACAAGAAAGCAAACCUACUCUAUGUGACCAAAUCCAAGGACCUGAACAGUUGUGAAGAGAAAGUCCAAGUGGUCACAGGUUCAGCAUAUACUCAGCCAUGCCAGACCUGUCAGCAGAGAAACAAGAAUUCCCGGGCAACUGCUACUUAUAAUUACAAAAUUAAAUACUCUCGUAAUGAGGCUGUAAUCACACAAGUUGAUGUCGAGGAAAUCCACCAGUUUGCACUUUUCCAUGAGAUAACAGGAGGAAAUGCUGUGGUAGAAGCAAGGCAGACACUUGCAUUGAUUGAUGUGCAAAAGCAAGUGGCAGAAGUUCCACCAAAGGAAUUCCAAAUACGUGGAUCACUCCUGUACCAGUUUGGCAGUGAAAUGCUCCAGCUUCCUGUCCACUUAUUCAAAAUAAAAGAUGUGGAAAGCCAGAUAGAGGAAAGCCUGCAAGACUUAGUAGAGACCACAUAUGAACAGCUUCCCAGUGAUGCACCAGCAAAAGCCCUCAAGCUUUUACACCUCUUCCGUGCUGCAAAUGAGGAGAAUUAUGAGUCAAUAUGGAAACUGUGCUCAAGUCGGCCAGCAUACAGGCGCUACUUUUUGGAUUUACUUCCUGCAGCAGCCAGUCACCGUUCACUGAGAUUCUUGAGGCAUAAAAUGGAAAGGCAAGAGCUCACCAACUGGGAAAUGGCUCAGGCAGUGCUUGUGGCUCUCCACUCUAGCUCACCAACUCAAGACGUGAUGGAAGAAGCUACACUCAUUGUGAAAAAACAUUGUCCACGCUCAAGUAGUGUACUUGGAAAGGUUUGCCAUCUCAGCUAUGCAUCACUGUGCCACAAACAGUGCUCUUCAUCAGACUCCUGCUCUGAAUGUCUCCAGCUACUCCAUGGCUUUGCAGGAGAGGCACUGAGCAAAUCUAACACAGAAGAAAUCUUGCUGGCCUUGAAAGCCCUUGGAAAUGUAGGACAUCCAGCCAGCAUUAAGCACAUCAAGAAAUGUUUGCCUGGUUACGCAGCUGGUGCUUCAGAUCUGCCCCUCAAGGUCCAUGCAACUGCUGUGAUGGCCCUGAAAAGCAUAGGCAUGAGAGACCCAAAAAUGGUCCAGGCUAUUACCCUUGAGAUUUUGCUGAAUCACAAAAUCCAUCCUCGGAUCCGAAUGUUAGCUGCGGUGGUUUUGCUUGAAACUAAGCCAGGUCUUCCAAUCGUGAUGACAUUAGCUGAUGCUGUGCAGAAGGAACCUAGCAUGCAAGUGGCAAGUUUCAUUUACUCUCACAUGAGGGCCCUGGGCAGAAGCACAGCUCCAGAUCUUCAAAUGAUGGCUUCUGCCUGCAGAAUGGCUGUCAGAGCAUUAAGUCCUAAAUUUGACAGAUCUGGUUUCCAGUUCAGCAAAGUUUUCCGCUUCAGUAUGUUUAAAGAGAACCUUAUGAGUGGCUUGGCAGCUAAAUAUUUGGUACUGAAUAAUGCAGGAAGCUUAAUUCCAACAAUGGCAGUGUCCCAGCUGAGGACACAUUUCCUUGGAAGAGUUGCUGAUCCCAUUGAGGUGGGAAUAGCAGUUGAAGGACUUCAGGAGAUGUUUGCUAGAGGUUACUCUCCUGACAAGGACUGGGAGACUAACUAUGACUUCAAGGAAAUCCUAAAAAAGCUGUCAGACUGGAAGGCACUCCCUCAUGACAAACCUUUUGCAUCAGGUUACUUGAAGAUGUUUGGCCAAGAGUUGAUCUUUGGAGGACUUGAUAAAAACACCAUCCAAAAUGUACUGCAGGCAUGGUAUGGACCUGAUGAAAAAAUCCCUUCAAUAAGGAGGUUAAUCAGUAGCCUUCAAAGUGGCAUAGGAAGGCAAUUGACCAAGGCUUUACUGUCCUCUGAGAUUCGUCGUAUUGUGCCUACCUGUGUUGGGUUCCCAAUGGAGACCAGCUUCUAUUACUCUUCUGUCACAAAAGCAGCAGGAAAUGUUCAAGUGCAAAUUACACCUUCUCCAAGAUCUGAUUUCAGAUUGACAGAGUUACUAAAUUCCAACAUUAGGCUGCGAUCCAAAAUGAGUCUGAGCAUGGCUAAACAUAUGACCUUUGUAGUUGGGAUCAACACAAACUUGAUUCAGGCAGGGUUGGAAGCACACACCAAAGUAAAUGCUCAUGUACCUGUGAAUGUUGUUGCCACUAUUCAAAUGAAGGAAAAAAGUAUCAAAGCUGAAAUUCCGCCAUGCAAAGAAGAGACUAAUGUAAUUACUGUAAGCUCUAAGACAUUUGCUGUUACACGAAAUAUUGAAGACUUGGCUGCUAGUAAAAUGACUCCAGUUCUUCUACCUGAAGCAGUGCCUGACAUAAUGAAGAUGUCCUUUGACUCGGAUUCUGCAUCAGGCGAGACUGAUAACAUCAGGGACAGACAGUCUGUAGAAGAUGUUUCAUCGGAAAAUUCCUUCUCCUUUGGACAUUCUUCUUCCUGGAAGGAGCCAUUUGUUCAGUCCAUGUGCUCUAAUGCAAGUACAUUUGGGGUUCAAGUGUGCAUUGAGAAGAAAAGUGUACAUGCAGCAUUUAUCAAAAAUGUGCCUCUUUAUUACUUUAUUGGAGAACAUGACCUUAGAAUGAGCUUCAAGCCAGUCUACACAGAUGUACCUAUUGAAAAAAUACAAGUCACAAUUCAGGCAGGAGAUCAAGCUCCUACAAAAAUGGUACGUUUGGUAACAUUUGAAGAUCCAGAGGCACAAGCAUCUUCCAGCAAAGGAGCAAUCAAAAGAGUGAAAAAAAUCCUUGAUGACAGUGAUAACCAGGCAACAAGAAAUUCCAGAAGCUCCUCAUCCAGUGCCAGCAGCAUCAGUGAGAGCGCUGAGAGUACAACGAACUCCCCCUCCAGCAGUGACUCUGACAACAGAGCAUCGCAAGGAGGCACUCAAAUUAAUCUGAAGUCAAGGCGAUCCAAAACCAAAGAAAAGAAAUUCUACCCAUUUGGGGACAGCAGUAGAAGUAGUAGUAGCAGCAGCAGCAGUAGUAGCAGCAGCAGCAGUAGCAGUGAUAGUAGCAGUAGUAGCAGCAGCAGCAGCAGCAGUGAUAGUAGCAGUAGUAGCAGCAGCAGCAGUAGUAGCAGUAGCCGCAGCAGUAGUAGUAGCAGCAAAAGCAGUAGUAGCAGCAGCAGCAAGAGCAAAAGCAGUAGCAGCAGUAGCAAAACCAAUAGUGGUAGCAGCAGUAGCAACAGCAAAGGCAGCAGCAGUAGUAGUAGCAAAAGCAAUAGCAAGGGCAGUAGCAGCAGUAGUAGCAAAGCAUCUGGUACAAGGCAGAAGGCUAAGCAGCAGUCCAAGACCACAUCAUUUCCACAUGCCAGCGCAGCUGAAGGAGAGAGAAGUGUCCAUGAGCAGAAACAAAAAACACAGAGUAGCAGCAGUAGCAGCAGAAGAGCCAGCAGCAACAGCAGGAGCACCAGCGGUAGCACCAGCAGCAGCAGUGAAAGCUCUGGUGUUUCCCAUCGCCAGUGGAAACAGGACAGACAAGCUGAGACUAAACGUGUCAAGUCCCCAUUUAACAGUCACAGUAGUUACGACAUUUCUAAUGAAUGGGAAACAUACCUGCCAAAAGUAUACCGGCUCCACUUCAGGUCUGAUCACACCCAUUGGCAUUCAGGCCACAGGACUUCAAGCAGCUCAUCGUCAUCUUCCUCUGAGUCUGGAAGCAGCCACAGCAACAGCAGCAGCAGUGACAGCAGCAGCAGGAAAAGCCACACGAGCAGUUCCAGUAGCAGUAGCAGCAGUCACCAUCAUGUGGAAAAGGGUGCCCACAGCUCAAAGAGAAGCCCCACAAGCAGAGGAGCCAGCACUCACCACAGACAUGGAUCCAGCCUGACGCAUGAGCGCAACUUCCUGGGAGACGUAAUUCCACCUGGCAUUACGAUUGUGGCACAGGCAGUAAGAAGUGACAACAAAAAUCAAGGUUAUCAAGCUACAGCAUAUGUUCGUUCCGAUGCUGCCAAAGUUGAUGUGCAACUAGUUGUGGUUCAGCUGGCUGAAACCAAUUGGAAAGCAUGUGCUGAUGCUGUAAUACUGCCUCUGAAAGCACAGGCUAGAAUGAAAUGGGGCAAGGAGUGCCGAGACUACAGGAUAGCAGCCUUGGCUACCACAGGCCAACUGGCAAGGAAGCCAGCCGUGCAGCUGAAGGUGCAAUGGGGAAAUGUUCCUUCCUGGAUAAAAAAGACAAGCACAGCAUUUAUGCAGUACAUUCCUGGUGCGGCACUUGUGUUGGGCUUCUCAGAGGCACAUCAGAGAAACCCAUCUCGUGAACUUAUUGUACGGGCAGCUGCAACAUCUCCACGAACAAUCGAUACAGUAAUUAAAGCUCCUGGGGUAACGCUUUACUAUCAGGGACUCCGCGUGCCAUUCACUUUGCCCUUAGGGCCAUCAUCUUCAUCAUAUGAGACUAGAGAUAUCACUGCCUGGAAUUUCCUUCCUGAAAUAGCUUCACAAAUAGCACAAGAAGAUCAAUCCACAUGUGAAGUCAGCAAGGGAGAUUUCAAAACAUUCGAUCGCAUGAGCUUCUCAUGUUCUUUCAAUAAAAGCUGCAAUGUGAUAGUGGCCCAAGAUUGUACUGAACAUCCAAAAUUCAUCAUUACUGCAAGAAAAGUUGAUCACCAGUCUUUGUCAAGAGAGAUUCACAUAAAUACAAGUUCAGCGAACAUCACAAUCUGUCCUGCAGCAGAUUCAUCUCUGCUCGUGACAUGCAAUAAAGAAUCAGUACUAUCAGACAGUGGAGUUUCUGAGUAUGAAAAAGACAAUAUUAAAAUUUAUAAGAAUGGAACAACAGUUAUUGUGGAAGCUCCAACACAUGGUCUGAAGAAUGUGAAGUUUGAUGGUGAGAUCCUUAAGGUUACUGUUGCUUCAUGGAUGAGAGGAAAGACCUGUGGAGUCUGUGGAAAUAAUGACAGAGAAAAGCACAAUGAACUCCUAAUGCCAAAUCAUAAGCUGGCACACAGCUGUUCUGCUUUUGUUCAUUCAUGGGUACUGCUAGAAGAAACCUGCUCUGGUGGGUGCAAACUGCAGCGCAGUUAUGUGAAGCUGAAUCGAAAUCCUACUAUUGAUGGAGAGGAAUCUACAUGCUACUCUGUUGACCCGGUACUGAAAUGUAUGAAAGACUGUACUCCAACUGAAAAAACUUCCGUUAAGGUUGGCUUCCACUGUUUCCCAAAAAAUACUGCUGUAAGCCUGCUGGAAUGGCAGAGAAGCAGCGAUAAGAAAUCUGCAUCUGAGGAUGUUGUGGAGUCUGUGGAUGCUGACAUUGAUUGUACCUGCACUGGUGACUGCAGUUAAGCAAAAUUCUUUAGUGUUGUGCUAUAGACAUAUUACAGAAAUAAUUGAAUAGCUGGACAGAUAAGAAGGAAUGUGAUAGCUGUAAUAAAAUAUUAAGAAAUGUGCUUGAAGAAAGUAAGCUUUCUCUAUUGCAUCCAAAGUCAAAUGCAUUAUGUACAGUCUGCACAGCUUAAUAAAUAUGUUGUUCAUUAAAUAAGUA